Messenger RNA from Lutra lutra (Eurasian river otter), 2926 nucleotides. RefSeq names its product mitotic spindle positioning (gene MISP). The transcript has 5 exons. NCBI's taxonomy places the organism in Eukaryota, Metazoa, Chordata, Mammalia, Carnivora, Mustelidae. The record is from RefSeq and is a predicted model, not a curated record. The coding region runs from base 794 to 2689 and encodes 631 amino acids.
CCUACUGUUUACUGGGUUCAGGGCACUGACUGUGCAUGACAGGUCUCAGCACAGAGCCAAGUGCCGUGGGCUCUACCUACAGUCCAGGUGUGGACACUGAGGCCCACGGGGAGCAGGGAGCAGAGGGCCUCCCAAGGACGCAAGCCCGUGGGGCCCUGGGGCCUUGAGCCCGAGCCCCCGCCCGAGCCCCACCCCAGUGGCCUUGGUGAAUCACCCGGCAGGAAUGGACCAGGAAGAAGCAGCGUCCCCACCUGUACUCCACCCGACUCCACCAGGAUCCGGACACCCUCCCGGCAGGUGGUUCUGCCCGGAGCUGAUGUCCUGUGUGGUGUAUAGAUCCUGCUGGGUGAACGUUCACUUGCUUACUCAGCAAACACUCCUGCGUCACCCCCUCCCACGCCUGCCCUCCCUGAGGAUAUCCGGGGCCUGGGCACACUCCUGCCCAGCCCUCAGGGUCAGCAUGGGGCUCGGGGCUGGAGGGGAGGCCCUGGGGGGCAGCCAGGUCUGUGGCAGAAACGAGCCCGACUCCCACGUCCUGGGCACCCGGGAGGAGCUAUGUGUGCAGAGACCACGCCUUACGCAGCAGUCCUGAUGAAAUCCAUGCUGUGUGCCAGACUCUGGGCUGCAGGGGAAAGGCUUGUCUGGUCCACUAGCGGGAGGGACCUGGGCUGAUGGCCUCUAGCGAGAGAAGACAAAACUCGAAGAAGCUUACCCCCUUUCAGAGGUGUACCCACCCUUCGAGCCCGGAGCACCUCCGCCCCUGGGAGCCUCGGGGAGCUGAGACCCCCAGGACAUGGACCGAGUGACCAGAUACCCCAUCUUCAGCAUUGCUCGCUCAACUCGCCUGGCUGGCUUGGACCCCAGUGGGGACACCAGCUGCACGUUUGAGGUGGUGGAUGCGGGGCCAGAGGCCAGCGGCUGGGGCCAGGACAAGCCACAGGCGUGGCCCGCCCACCAAGAGGCCCGGCUGAAUGAGGCCAGGACGGGGGCGUCCUCUAGCAGCCCACGCGCCUUCGCUGGCCGGCCAUCCCCGUGGAUGCUCUGGCAGGAGGGCGACAAGGAUGAGGAGGCGAAGGCCUGCCACCUGGACGCCAGGGACGCCCAGCCUUGGCGGCCAGGGGACCUGGAGCAGGAACGCUGGGUGGUCAUCCAGGGCCAGGCCCUCAGGAAGAGCAGCACGGUGGCCACGCUCCAUGGCACCCCUGGCCUCCCGGACCCCGGAAGCCCCCAGCCUCAGCCUGGGCCCCUGGAGGAGAGCGCCGUGGACAGGGAGCAGAUUGACUUCCUGGCGGCGAGGCAGCAGUUUCUGAGCCUAGAGCAGGCCAGCGCCGGGGGCCCUCUGCACCCUGCAGCUCGCGUGGCCCCUGCUCGUGCUCCACCUGGCGGCGGUCAGGCCUCCAGGGCCUCAAGUGGGCCGCUCCAGGGCAGCUUGUGCGCUGUCCCGCCGCACCCCCGGGAGAGGGAGGUGCUCCCGCCAGAGAAGAGGGUCGGGGGCCUUCCGGCUGCAUCUGGCGUCCAGGCUGCGCAUGACGCACCCUCCGUGGCCCAGGAGCUCGCCAAGGAGACCCCCAUCGAGCGGGAGAUCCGGCUAGCCCAGGAGCGGGAAGCGGACCUGAGAGAGCAGAGGGGGCUGCGGCGGGCGAGCAGCCAGCAGGAGCUGGUGGAGAUCCCCACGCGGCCGCUGCUGCUGACCACCGUGAGCCUGACCGCGGCCCCACGGCGGGAGCGAGGGCGCCCGUCCCUCUACGUGCAGCGGGACUUGGCGCAGGGGACGCGGCGGGAGGAGGACCACCGGCGGCGGGAGGGGCCGGCGGCCACGCAGUCUGGGCUCCGGAGAGCCUUCAGCUCGGAUUCCAUCCUGGACCUGGCCUCGGCCGGCCCCGCGGCUGACCCCGGCCCCCAGGUGAGGAAGGUGAACCGCAUCCCGGCGGACGCCUACCAGCCGUUCCUGCGCGCCGGCAGCCGGGGCGUCCCCGCCGUCCAGGCGCGCGCCCAGCCCCGUGAUCUCUCUGCGGACGAGGCCGGGGCUGCGGGCUCCGUCGGGGCCACGGGGUCUCCGAGGCGGCCCUUGGAGGCCCCUGAAACCACCCCCGGCACGCCUCGCGAGUGCCCACGGCCCCCCCAGGGGCGCGGGCGAGCGUACGGGGGUGUCGUCCGCUGGGAGUAUUUCCACCUGAGCCCGCUGCGGUUCCGGGUCCCUGAUGUGCCCCCGCGGGCCAAGGGUCGAGGCUGGGAGGCGGGGGGCACCCCAGCGCCGGGGCGGCCAAGGCCCCCGUCGUCGGAGCUGCUGGAGCGGGAGGUGGAGAGCGUCCUGCAGCGCGAGCGGGAGGUGGCGGAGGAGCGGCGCACUGCCCUGUUCCCAGAGGUGUUCUCCCCGCCCCCCGUCCACGACGACGACCAGGACUCCGGGAGCUCCUCCGCGGCCUCGGGCAUCUCGGGCAGCUACGCAGUGUCGGGGCCCCACGUCUUCAGCCCCGUGCACCUGCACUCGGGCCUGGUGUGGACAGCGGAGGACCCCACCGACAGGGGUCCAGAGCAGAGGAGAAGGAAGGAGCAGCAGUAUGCCGGCAUCAGCGCCUCAGACCGCAUCAACUCGGAGGUCCUAGAAGCCACGCGGGUGACCCACCACAAGAGUGCCAUGGCGAGGUGCUGGGAAGCGGGCAUCUAUGCCAACAAGAGCCAGGACUGAGCAGGGGACGGGACACCCUUGCCCGCACCCUGCCCCAUGGGUGCUGCUGGGACUGUCCCCGGAGCCCCUGCCCCUCAGGAUAUAGGUCCCUGUUGAAACCCACCACUGGUCAAGCACGGGUCCCAAGCUGCCAGUCCCAAGGGUGGUUGUGUUUUCAGAUGGAGGGUUUUCUUUCCUGUUUUUAUCGUCCUGGAGCAGUUGCUCUGCUUUCUGUAUCUAAAGCUGGGGCUGAAAGAG